AGUGACAACGGUCUGCUCAGUGCUGCCAGUAAACUCACCGUUUUGCAAACAUCACACUGGCAGGACUCUCGCAUAAAGUUGGCGUCCCACUUUCGCUGAUGUGUCGGACCUUGGCAUCGCCCACGCACAGGUUCUCCUGCUAUUUCUACUUGGUCAUCUUUGGUCUCAGCCCUUAGUCUUGGAAAUACGCGUGCAGUCAUCACCUAAACCCUCUCAGCCAAACUCCAUCUACAGUCCACAUCAUGAUAUUCCUAUGCCCAUCUUCUCCUAGUACCACCCACCACUAAGCCCAGCCUCCAUCCUCAUCGUUUUGCUUUCGUCGUUCCAUCAUGCCCGGUAGCGCCGCGGCAGAAAUACAAUCUAUAAGACUUGAAGUUAUCGGUGGACAGAAUCUUCAAGUCCCUUCCAAGCGCAUGCCCGCUGGUAUUCACAUAUCCAUCAAUGUCGAUUCGAGCAGACGCUGGAAAUCAGCCAUUAGAGUCUUGUCAUCCGACACAUCUGUAGCGUGUGGAUAUACCGUGACCCUAUCAUCACACGAGUCACCUGCAUUAUCAACGGAGAUUAGAGCGUCCUUUGAACUCGAUCGAAUGCUGGGCAAUGAUGAGCCAUUUGAACUGUCCUUCCCACCCGUUCGCGGUGUCAAUCCUUCGCUCACGCUGAAGGCUACUGUUGCACAUGUUAGCGAUAAUCAGGACGGCGCACUACUUGACUCCCUCGUAGACUGCGAGAGUGCUCGAGAAACAGAUGCGGGCCAUGUACAAUUCUCCAGAUACAUGAGACACGAUAGGGUCUCUCACCUGAACGGUGCUGUAGAGCGUUUUCAGUUGGUUCUGGACCGCUGUCCGGUCGACCAUCCUGACCACGCAGCAGCUCUCACCAACCUCGCGCGGGCACGCCUUCAAGGCUACAUUCAAAACGAUCUCCAAGACAUUGAUACCACCACUUCCCUCUUCCGCGAAGCCCUUGCAUUGCGUCCGCAGGGCUAUCCCAACCACACAUUAUCUCUCCAUAAUCUCACUUUCGCAUUGAACUGGCGCUACAGCAAGGAGCCCACUGCCGUCUAUAUUCAUGAACCCCUGCAACUGUGCUGCAAGCUACUGCCCCUCUGUCCAGAGGGCACCUACCUUCGUAGCAUCGGCGUAGACACCGUGCUCGAGCUCUGCCCUCUGGGCCAGAAAUACCGUCCAAGCGCACUUGAUAAACUUUCAUGGGCUCUCGGAACACGCUUUAGACAGCGUGGCAGCAUUGAUGAUAUAGAUGAGAGCAUACAACUUCGUCGUGAAGCUGUUUCUCUGUGCCCCAAGGGGCAUUCUGACCGUUGUAUCUACCUGAACAACUUGGCCUUCUCACUCGAAUCCCGCUUCGAUCACCAAGGCAAAUCUCAUGACCUUGAGGAGGUCAUCUCCAUGCAUGAAGAGGCGCUGUGCCUGUGUUCUGUUGGGCACGAACUUCGUGGUUACUCAUUGGGCAACUUAGGGGGUGUCCUCCGCACCUGUUUCAGCAAACUCGGUGAUGUAGGUGACAUCAACCGAGCUGUCAGCCUCUAUCGCGACGCACUGAUGUUGCACCCACCUGGGCAUCCACGCCGUGAUACCAUGCUUAACAACCAUGCCAACACGCUCAACAUCAGAUAUGUCGAAUUGCGUGUCAUCGAGGAUCUUAACGAGGCCAUUGAGCUGUAUCGCGAAUCUCUUCUGUUAAAGCGGCUUGAUGAUCUAGAGUGGCAUAGGAUUCUUAUAAAUUUUAGCUCAGCGCUCUGUUUUCGUUUCACGCGAACUCGGCAGAAUGAGGAUGUCGAGGAGGCUAUUUUCGACUCUGCCAAGAGUCAGAACUACAGACUCGCGUCACGACACCCUGCUCAAGGAUUCCCACAACGCAUUCUUCAGGCACAUGAUUGGAUUGUCAAAGCGGAGCAGCAUGGCGAUGGAUCUGCACUGGAGGCUUACUCAACAUUUUUCGAGCUUCUCGAUGCUCAUUUGGGAACACGAUCAUCAACCACUUCGCGGCGCGAAGCUGCCGCCAUCUUCCAUUAUGCCAGAUCACUACAUGGAGAUGCAGCAUCAUGUGCCAUCCGCAGUGACGAUCUCCGACGCGCAGUUGAACUUGUGGAGCAGGGCCUUGAAGACCUCGAAUCAGGACAUCCACAUCUAGCCCACAAAUUUUCGGAGCUGAGCAAGCGCGUUUCCAACGCCGCUCAGGGUUCUGCAGCCAUCACCGACAGAGCCGCUGUUGAUCAAGCAGCAACAGAGUAUAGGAGACUUACCGCGCAAUGGGAUGCUGCUGUAGCUGAAAUACGUAAUCUCCAAGCUUUCUCGUGGUUCCUACUUCCACCUUCGUACGAAGACUUGCAAGUGGCAGCUCGCAAUGGCCCAGUCAUGGUCCUCGUUGCCAGCCAAUACUCGUGCAGCGCCAUUGUUGUCCCGACGUCAGGAGAGCUCCAUCAUAUUCCCUUGUCGUCUGUCACUCUCACAGAUCUGGAGAAUCUCAAGGGUCGCUUCGCCAGAGCGAUAUAUCAAGCAUCUCGAAUGAGCAUAACAGAAUCAAGGACGGACCUAAUAGUCUUAUUGCGGAUGGUAUGGGGCGAGAUCAUGCUACCCAUCGUCAAUGUACUUGAGCAUGUCCUCAGAUUAAAGCGCAGGUCCCGAAUCUGGCUAUGUCCAACUGCAGCCUUCACCUCCAUUCCUCUCCACGCAGCUCACCCCUUUCAAAUGAAAGCGGAUCGCUCUGGGAAGGAGCCGUGCCUAGAGGAUAUCUACAUCUGUUCUUACACGCCGACACUUUCGGCGCUGAUCAGAUCUAUGCAGAUGAUGAAGAACCAUGUGCCUUCGUCGUUCGUGGCGAUCGGACAGGGUCAACCGCGUGCAGGCAAAGGCAAGGUACUCUUAGCUGUCGACAGCGAGCUCGAGCUUGUCCAUAAGCUUGUCCCCGCAACAGCCAGCCGUUCCACUCUUUCUGGCGACGCAGCCACACGAGCAAAUGCACUCGAAGCCCUGGAACAGAACUCAUGGGUGCACCUCGCUUGUCACGGCAAGCAGGACCACAACCAGCCUUACGAUUCCCAUUUCGUCAUGAAGGACGCACCUCUCACGCUGCUCGACAUCAUCGACAAAGACAUUCCGCAUGCUGAGUUCGCGUUCUUGUCGGCGACAAGCGGACCCCUGAUGAAGUCAUCCAUCUCGCAGCUGGACUUCAGUUUUCAGGCUUUCUACGAGAAUAUGGUCAAGCAUGUGGAAGAUGGCGAGUUCAUGGACUGUACAAAGGCGGCUUGGGCACUCAACCGUGCUACUCACGCUGUGAAGACGAAAGUGCCGCUCGAGCAGAGGAUGGUGUUUAUCGAUAUCGGUGUGUAGUUUAACGUUGUUGUAAUAUUGCUUUCAUCUGGUAAAGAUUUACGUGUCAUUGGUUCUCUACCCUCCUGUGCUCCCUUCAAGUAGUGGUAUUAGGGCUGUCGUCGUGACGCCGUGGCACAUUUUCCCUGCUUCAGUUGAUGGUGCUUUCGGGAUUGGCGUCUCUUUCAUGGUAGCCUGGAGACUCUCUGUAUAGUCAGACUGUCAGGUAGCGAACGAAAAAAAAAAACUGGCUCGAAAUACUUGCCAGGCCAGGAAUGCACUGGCGCUUUAUCGAUUAUAUAAUUAUCCUUUGAGCAGCCUGAGGUCAACCUCGUUGUAG
Molecule: messenger RNA, 3669 nt
Organism: Suillus clintonianus
Lineage: Eukaryota; Fungi; Basidiomycota; Agaricomycetes; Boletales; Suillaceae
Exons: 10
Coding region: 330-3350 (1006 amino acids)
Molecular function (GO): protein binding
Source: RefSeq, a predicted model, not a curated record